AUGAAGGUAUUCACUGGCGCAACAGCGUUGCUGGCGUCUUCGAUCGCCCACGUUUCCUCCGCAGGCUUCGUCAAGACAUCUGGUACAGCGUUUGAGCUCGAUGGCAAGCCGUUCUACUUUCUCGGUACAAACUCUUACUGGGCCUCUCAGAUCUCUUGGAGUAAAACGGAUCUGGCUACGAUUUUUGAUUCCAUGGCUGAGAACGAUCUGACCGUGUGCCGGACGAUGGGAUUCGCUGACCUCAACCAAACGGGCACGGCACCAUACAACAUCGUGUACCAGUUAUGGGAGGAUGGUAAAGCCACCGUGAACACCGGUGACAACGGUCUGGGAUACUUCGACCAAGUGGUUGCAGCUGCCAAAGCUGCGGGAGUGAAGCUCGUCGUGCCGUUCGUGAACAACUGGUCCGACUACGGUGGCAUCGACGUGUACGUCAAGCAGCUUGGCGGCAAGUUCCACGACGACUUUUACACGGACGAGAAGAUGAAGACGGCAUACAAGAAGUUCGUCAAGACAUUCGUUGAGCGCUAUGCGGAUGAAGAGACCAUCAUGUCGUGGCAGCUGUGCAAUGAGUGCCGUUGCGCUGGAUCCGGAGAGUUCAAGGAGUCGGGUACCUGUGACAGCUCGACGCUCACGAAGUGGAUCACGGAAAUGUCUACGUACAUCAAAACGCUGGACUCGAACCACCUUGUCUCAUCUGGAAGCGAGGGGUUCAUGAACACCGACAAAAGCGUUUACCUGUACUCCGGUCCAUCAGGCGUCGACUUCGACGCCAACCUUGAGAUCGAAAGCAUUGAUUACGGUACUUACCACGCCUACCCGGACUCGUGGGGUGUGGAGCCUGCAAAGGCAGAGUCGUGGGGUGUCCAGUGGAUCAAGGAUCACGUAUCUUCUAGCGAGAAGGUUGGCAAGCCAAUUGUCCUGGAGGAAUACGGCAUAAAGGCUCGUGACUCGAAGUCCUACUUGUCGUGGAGUGACGAGGUGUACUCUGCUAAGUCGAAUAUGCAAUACUGGCAAUUUGGCGUCAAGUCGUUGAGCACACAUGACGACGGGUACGCAGUCUACGCUGAAGAUGAUCUGUUUACAAAGGCGAUUAGUCCCGCGGCAUCAAAGUUUGCGUCUCUCGGUAAAUCGUCGACAUCGAAGUCGAAGUCAUCGGCCACCAAGAAGACAUCGGGCGAGACCGCAAGCGCAGCCUCUAGCGAUUUCGAACAGUCAACGGACGCUGCCACCGCGAACUCAGCAGAAUCGGAUGAUACCGAAGAACUCGCGGACCCGCUUUCUGAGUCGGCAUCGUCGGGCGCGGGUGCUUCAACCGGUACUGCCACGCAGACGAGCCUGUCAACCGAGGCUUCGACUGAUACGGAGAGUGAGGAAGAAACAGGCACUUCCGAGUCCGACAUCGUUUCUGCGCCUGGUACCGACACUCUUGCCGCGACUUCGACAACGCUGCAGGGCGUUAAAUGUUCCGUUCGUCGCGCUUAG
Molecule: messenger RNA, 1485 nt
Organism: Hyaloperonospora brassicae
Lineage: Eukaryota; Oomycota; Peronosporomycetes; Peronosporales; Peronosporaceae
Source: the annotation of a GenBank genome assembly